Molecule: messenger RNA, 1488 nt
Organism: Drosophila takahashii
Lineage: Eukaryota; Metazoa; Arthropoda; Insecta; Diptera; Drosophilidae
Gene: Dhod
Product: dihydroorotate dehydrogenase 2
Biological process (GO): 'de novo' pyrimidine nucleobase biosynthetic process; pyrimidine ribonucleotide biosynthetic process
Cellular component (GO): cytoplasm; mitochondrial inner membrane
Molecular function (GO): dihydroorotate dehydrogenase activity
Source: RefSeq, a predicted model, not a curated record
CCCUCAAAAUGAAGCGGCUUUCUCCCAAAUUGAACUUAUUUUAGAACUCUAAUACAAUCCAUACAUACUUUUAUACAUUUUUUUUGUAUCACUCCGCGCAACCACAGCUUCCCGCUUUUUCGCCCACAAUCGAUAGUCGGCGAUAGUCGAAAUGGAUCAGGAUCACUUGAAGAAUGCUAAAAACGCAACCCGUAGAAUUGGUCGCCUGCGGUCGCUGGGGAUCGUUACGGCCGGAGCAGCCGCUUUGGUGGCGGGCAUUACGGCGUACCGGAAGCAGGACCAGUUGUUCCGCACGUUCGUGAUGCCGGCGGUGCGCCUUCUGCCGGCGGAGACCAGUCACCAGCUGGCCGUGCUGGCCUGCAAGUACCGCCUGUGUCCGGUGUCCCAGUACCAGGAUGACCAGAAUCUGCACACUCCCUUCUUUGGCCGGAUGCUGAGCAAUCCGAUUGGCAUUGCCGCUGGUUUUGAUAAGAACGCGGAGGCGGUGGACGGGCUGCAGGAUCUGGGUUUUGGCUUUAUAGAGGUGGGCACCGUGACACCAGCCGCCCAGGAGGGCAAUCCCAAGCCGCGGGUCUUCCGGCUGGCCGACGACAAGGCCAUCAUCAAUCGGUAUGGGUUCAACAGCGAGGGUCACCAGGCGGUGCUCCAAAGGCUGCGCCUGCUCCGCAGCAAGGAGGACUUCAACGGCGUCGUGGGCGUGAAUCUCGGCCGGAACAAGAGCACCAUGAGCCCCAUAGCGGAUUACGUGCAGGGUGUGAGGGUUUUCGGACCCGUGGCCGAUUACCUCGUCAUCAAUGUAAGCAGUCCCAAUACCAAGGGCCUGCGGGACAUGCAGAGCAAGGAGAAGCUGAGGGAGCUCCUCGAGGCGGUCAACGACACUAGAUCCUCACUGGACAAGAACAAGAAUGUGCCCAUUCUCCUGAAACUAUCGCCAGAUGUGUCCGAGGACGACAUGAAGGACAUCGUUUGGGUGAUCAAGCGCAAGAAGAGCCGCGUGGAUGGCCUGAUUGUGUCGAAUACCACGGUGUCGCGGGAUAACAUUGAGACCAACAAGCUGGCCGAGGAGGCAGGCGGAUUGAGUGGCCCACCGCUGAAGGCCCGAUCCACGGAGAUGAUUGCCCAGAUGUACCAGCUAACCGAUGGCAAGGUGCCCAUCAUUGGCGUCGGCGGCGUGGCCUCCGGCUAUGAUGCCUACGAGAAGAUCGAGGCCGGGGCCUCCUACGUCCAAAUCUACACGGCUCUGGUGUACGAGGGACCCGCUCUCGUGGACGACAUCAAGGCGGAGCUAUCCGCGCUGAUCACCCAGUUGGGCCACGCCAGUGUGGCGGAGGUGGUGGGCACCAACUCCAAGUUCUACCUGCCCAAGAAAUGAAACGAUGGGGUCGGAACUUAAAGCGAGUGCUGCCUUCAUUUGUGUACAAAACUAAGCUACCAUCUCCACUGCUCUCUGUUCGGUCUAACCAGUAAAUCAAUCUAAUUGUCAUCUAU